Messenger RNA from Caenorhabditis auriculariae, 6493 nucleotides. Lineage: Eukaryota; Metazoa; Nematoda; Chromadorea; Rhabditida; Rhabditidae. The record is from the annotation of a GenBank genome assembly.
AUGGCUUCUGAACGGUUCCGCACCCGACCAGCGCUCUCGCUGCUUUGCAUUCCUGACGUCAUGGCUUGGAGUGUUUUGGUUUACAUCCAGGUGAACCAAACUUCCUGCUUUCCCGUUUCUGACUCUGCACAAAUAUUCAUGGCAUAGCACCCCAAAGAUAAAAACGCUACUUCAAACGACACUUUCUUGCCUUCGACAGCAGGAAAAUUCUCCUCUUCUCUGUAAAAAAGUUAUUCGUAUCUCAAGCUUGUCGUACCUACGUUCGGAGAAAAUUUCUUGAAAAAGAUUUGCUGUGUCCGAAAAAAAUAAACCUUUUUAGAUAAAUAAUUGAGGUCGUAUAAUUUUCUCGAGUCCAUUAAGAACUCAGAAAAAAACCGCAUUAAGUAAUUUCAAACAGAGUAAAAAAACUUCAGUUGGAUAGAACUUUUUCAUUUUUAUUUUGGCCACCGUACGAUCUAUCUUGUGGAAACUUGGAGCAAACAAUUGUUCGAAAAAUCUCCAACCUCAUUUUACAUACUUCUUUUUCUUAUUGUAUCUUGACAAUGUGGUUUUUAGAUUACCAGAAUAGCUUCGAGGCGUUCAUUUUUUCUGUUCUUCCAAAAUCAUCACCCGAGACAUUUGUUUUUGAGUCGGAAGAUUUUCUGUGGAAAACAACACUCGGAAAAAAAUUUAUUUGGAAAAAAAGAUAAUUUUUUACCUUGUUUACAGCAGCUCAACUUACAUUAUAGCUUCUACGUGAUUUUGAAUUUCUUCAAAUGUAUAUUGGAAUGAAGAUUUCGGAAUUAUUUUUGAUAUCGAAACGUUAUAUAGCAAAGGAUUUGAGCAUUAAAUCGAAGAAGGGCAAAUUUGAAACUUGAAGGGACCAAAGUUCCAAUUUUCGCGUGUUGCUAUCCGAUGAUUUGAACCUCCAACAACUGUAAAAGCGAUUUUAGAAAAAAACGUCUAGAAGAAACCUAGUUUUUAAAAAAGAGCUCUUUUUUAAUUUCAUCUCAAGACUAUGGAGAGAAAACCGUUCAGAUUUAUUGUAAAGAUUUUCAGGCAGCGUUGGGUGGCUCGCUGUGGUCGAGUCUGCCACCCGAAGGAACGCCGCCGUCGACGAUCAGCACGACGGUCGCGGCGGCGUCGGAUUCCCUCAACGACCGGGUCCAGCCUCUCCUCACCAUCACCGACAUCUUGCCUGUUCAGCUCUGUCUCGGACUCCACGAUGUUUUCAUCGCGCUUUUCUUGGUAGGUUUCUUAGCUUUUCCAGUUCCCUAACCAUCAAUACCACUUCUGAAGACUUUGAGUACAAGUGUUCGAAAAAUAUGGAAUAAUUUUUAACGUUUUUAGCGAAUAGUCAAGCUAACUGUGAAGAAGGAAAACUUGAAUAUGUUCAAGGAUUAUCUGCGUUAAAAAUGCCAUAAUGAGCCCCCUGCAAAUUUUUAUUCAUUGAGAUAAAAAUUUUCUCAAAUAGCGAGUUUUAAAAUACCUCACUUGAAAAUUAGGAAAGUGUUCGAGGAAAUUGAAAUGGUCCAAAUUUUAAUGGAAUCCUAAAUUCGAGUCAGAUCCGUUCCCGCAUGUUUUUAUCAUCGAUAGAGCAGUCAACCGUGAAUUAUUACGUAACCAAAUGUUUUUGGUGCAGUUAUGGUUUGCGUGCGACUUGGAGCAAAUUUCAUCGCAUCGUAUCGCAUUCAAUUUCCGCUUCGCAUUGGUUUUUCCCAAGCGUUUUGCUCUAAUCCUCUCGGAAAUUGUUGAUUCGAAUUUGUCUAUUGGCUUAAGAUUUACUGCAGUUUUGAUGUUGCGUCGAGUCAAACUGGAAGAAAUAAUUGUGGUGGGAAAAAAAUCAUCAAAAGGGGGAACUGCUCCCAAAUCUUUUUUUUCUUAUGAAAGUUUGUUUAAGGUGCUGAUGAUCCUUCUAACAAUUUUCGGCAACAUUCUCGUUGUCCUGUCGGUCUUCGUGUACAAGAGGAUGAGAACCUUCACAAAUAUUUUACUCACAUCUCUAGCAACUGCUGGUACGUUACAAUCUUUACAGCUGUCAAAAAAAAUUCUGGAAUUUUCUUGAAAAAAAGAUCGAUUUCUUUCGAUGCUUUAAAACUAUUCAAAAACGUCUGAAAAAAAUAACUUCAAGAAAACUUUAAGACACACUGAUUCUAAACGAGUUAAAAAAUGCGACGCUUACGUUAUAGUCUAAUUAUGGUACCUCAAAGUUCGCACUCGAGUAAUACAUUAUAAUAUUUUUAGAUUUUGAAUCUCAAGUAGAGAAUGAUCCUUUAAUAGCGCUGCAUUUUUGACUUGUUUUUCUAGCUGUUAGGUCAAGGAAGAAAAUCAAUCAUAUCUUAUUCAGAUCUUUUGGUCGGACUGGUAGUUAUGCCGAUGUCGCUACUCGACUUACUUCACAACCACCGAUGGCCACUUGGUUGAAAAAGAAUAGAAUACCUCAUCUUACAUUUCUUUUUGUAGGAAAAUUUCUUUGUCGAAUGUGGGCGACUUCAGAUGUUUUGCUGUGCACGGCAAGUAUCCUCAACUUGUGUGUCAUCAGCUUAGAUCGCUAUUUUGCCAUUACAUCGCCACUGAAGUAUCCAAGAACUAGGUUUGUGAAUUGCAAUUCCCCCUAUUCAAGAGAUAACACCUUUUAUUCGUUGAUUUUGACAAGUGGUCUUGAAGCUUAGAGCUCUUUAAAUGACCCAAAAAUGGCACAGCAUGACGUUUUUUGGGUAUGGGCGCCUCAAAAAUCAUUUUCUUGAAACUCGCAAAAAAAAAGUUUGAGAAAGCAGAAGUUCUACGUUUCUUUCUCUGAUAAUUCAAAGAUUCAGAAGUUGAAACUUUCAGGAUCUUCGCGUGGUUAAUCAAAAAGCUUUUCGGAAAAUUAAAAGAAGUCUCAAGUUCCUAAUGAUCUUUCUUGUAAGCUGAAAAAAGGUUCCAGAGAAAUUAAAGGAGUUUUCUCAAGAUGAGAUAUGUGUAGCUUCAUCCUUAGCUUUUUUUUUUGCCCGUCUUUUCUUGGAAAAAAGUCACGAAGAAGACCCUUUCAUGUUUCCCAUUGAGCUCCCUGUGGCGAAAACAAUUCCGUUUCGAGUUGGUUGAGCCGAAAGUUGCAAAAAUGGCGUCGGCGUUAAAAUUGAGUGGUUGGCGGUAGUACAUGCUGACUUCACGCUUGAUAGCACUCGUUGUCGGUGCGGCGUCGCCUGAAAAUGCUCCGAGAAAUCUGAGGAAUCUAAUCAAACCAAUUCUAAGUCAUUUGCAGUUGCGUGGAAAACUACAGGGUGCAAAAAUGAGAAAAAUGGAGGGAAAACGACAUAUUAGAAAAUGGUUUACUCUGAUAGAUAAUGAAACUGAAACAUAUUUUUUCCCGUUUUUCUCAGUUCCAUAACAUGAGGGGUUUAUUUGAUUAAUUUUUUUUUAAUUCUGAUCGUAAACCAUUUCGACUAUAUAUGAAUCGAAGCUUAGGUGCAAAAAGUUGUUGGAACCAAGCGAAAUUGUCUAUUGGACUUUAGGAGACUUCCUUAAAACUUAUCAAAUUUUGAGCUUUUAGUACUUCGCCGCUAAUCAGAAAAUUGAAAAAAAAAGAAACGCAUUAACCGUAAAAGGUAUGAAUAUUUCACUCUCUCUUCUGGUAAGAAUAAUUAAAAUUGGAAAAGUGAAAAAAAAAGUCUGUUCAUGUUAUGUAACACAAUAAGAAAAGUCCAUUAGCGCAACAAAGGCAAAGCAAAAAAGGCAAAGCAAAAAAGGCAAAAGAGCAACGCCGCGACGGAAAUCAGCCUUGAAUACGCAAAUCGAAGCAACGUAACACGAGAUCUAAACAAGAAGGGCUAGUUUCCCAUCGUUUCGAGUUGUUUUUCAAACUUAGAAAAGUUUGCUUUUAUGACUUGAAAACUUCAAAAACAUAAUAACAUUUCUUUCAGAUCAAGAAAAAUGGCAGCAGGUCUCUUAUCGUCCGUUUGGGUGCUAUCUUUCAUCGUUUGCAGCCCACCUUGGAUCGUUCCAAGCUGGGGACUUUUCACGGAUGCAUCGGUAUUUCAAUUUCAUUUUUGUUGAUCUGAAAAUUCCCAUUCAGGCAGCUAAUACUUCAUCGAGUGACUUCAAAUGCGGCUAUUCGCCUUCUGUUCAUUAUAGGAUUUACAGCGCUUUGGGAAGCUUUUACCUCCCUCUUUUUGUGAGUGGUUUUUUUCUAUUUUUCAAAACUUCGAAAAACGAUAGGCAAUCUAUGUAUAGGAGUAAGGAUAACAAAAUGAACUACUCGGGAUGAUUCGGAAUCUGGGCUUAGAGAAAUGAGAAAAAAAUACCUUUCAACACAGAAAGGACGGGUGUUAAAAUAGUUAAAAAAAUAUUUUUUUCAGGUGAAAAAAACUUUUUUUGGAAAAAAAUGAAUGAUUUUUUUGAUCACAAAAAAAGCGUUACCCAAAAAUAUUAAAAUGAGGUCUGUUUGAAAAAAAUUUUUUUUCAUUUUAAACGGUCUUGAUUUUUUCAACUUCGAGAAGGUUUAGAGUGAAUUCAGAACACUAGUCUCAUUCAGAAAUCUUCAUUCCAAUUAAGAGUUAAUUUUAAUCCGAGAAAAAAAUAAUUAAGUAGAAAGAUUUUUAAUCUGUGUAGUUCACGAAUAUUUUUUCAAGACGAUAGUUCAGCUUAAUAAGUCAGACUUCUUACAGGUCAUGCUCUUCGUGUACUUCAAAAUAUUUCGAGUUGCAUCUGAACGAGAAGCUCUCAUGCGACAGUCGGUUGGCACCUGUAGAUUAAGUAAUCGGUUGGUCAAAACUCAACAUCGCAAUCACAACCGGAAUAAUAUGAGGUUUUUGAGUUCGAAAUACGAAAAUAUUGAUCUAAUUUAGAACUGCAAGCGCUCCCCAUUCAAGAACACGGGUACAAGUCAGCAACUCAGGACGAGUAAAUUAUUCGAUCCGUCCUAUAGAAUAUAAUCAGUAUGUUCACUUUUUUUCUUCACUUAAAAGUCUAUUAAACUGCAAGGAGAGGCACAAAAUUUUUUUUUCCACAGCCUUGAUACCGUUCAAAUUUGUUGAACUUUACUAGAUGGUUAUUUUUGAGCCAUGUGAAAUCCAUCUUGAUUUAUCUUAGUUUUUCUCCUCACAACUUUUUAAUUUCAGUAGGAACGAAACUAGUAGACCUACGGAAAGUCGCUUUGACUCUACAGACUGCGAUGACUCACCUCCUAAUGGCGAUAGCAUGGAGGUUCAUUAUUAUCAAAUAUAUGAAUCCCCGCGAACUUUUCCUUCAGAUGUCCGCGUCUUUAUUGAAUAAUAACGUUUCUCCGAAUGGUUCGCAAAAAGAAGGCAAGAAUUCGAUGGAGCGCGAAUGUCAUUCACUAGCGGAUAUCGCCAAUAGCGCAGUCAGUUUCUUUUUCUGAUUGCCACCCUCUAACAAACUUAAUUCAGAUCUCGCAAGGUCCACCUGUUCGGAAAACUACCGAAGUUGGAAUUGUUCCAUCCAUGUCCAAAAGAGCAUCGAAAGCUCAUUCGAGACUGCAGCCGAGCAACCUUUUGCAAAAAGUUUCAUUUUUCUACAAUCCUUUUCUAUAUUGAGUGAUAUUUAAGGCCCACGAGCAUUAUCAAACAAAUGGGCCUGGAAAAGCUGUUCGCGGGUCCAAAGAGAAAAUGGUGUAUUUACGAGAGCGAAAAGCUCUUAAAACUAUAGGAAUCGUCGUUCUGGGUAAUAUUAUAUUUGCAAAUUGAAAUCAAAAGAAAAAAUUUUCAAGGCUUCAUCGUCUGUUGGAUGCCGUUUUUCAUCAUGUAUUUGGUUGAAGUUUUUGUCGCCGAGGCCAUUGCGAGCUCUUCGUUAUAUCAAAUAUUUUCUGAAUUCUUCCUCUGGCUUGGCUAUUCCAACUCGGUGAGUCUUUUUGCCAGAUCGUCUGGAACUCAUUUCUACCUCACGACGAUCUCUUCUGAAAUUCCAAUACUCUUUUUCUAUCUAGACAUCUGUGAAAUCAAAGCUUAUUUCUAAUGACGGUUUUCAACCAGUUUUUAAAGGCUUUUUGAGCCAAAGAAUUUUUCCAAUUUUUUAAAGUUGAGGCGCGCCAAUCUCGCUUUUAUGGCAAGUUCCACUGUACUUUCAUAAAUAUUCAACCAUGGCCAGAUCGCUUAGGUCACGUGAAAUAAAGCUAAAAUGACUAGGUUUCGAGUGGAAUAGGUAAAGAUUUUCUGACGCGUAAAUUUUUUUCAUUUUUUAGGGAGCUUUUAAUGACGAGAGAGGUACAAAUAAAUGCUAAUUCAUUAGUAAUAAUUACCAUGAAUCUUAAAAUCAACAUUUUUUUCUUUCUUUAGACUGGUAGAGUUAUGAAAAGUAUGAAAAUCAUACAACUGCAAACUUUCCGUUAUUCUGAAUUUUUGAAUGUUGACUAGUUUUGAUGAUUUCGCCUUUUAAGGUGCUCAACCCAAUAAUUUAUACAAUGUACAAUGGCGACUUCCGGCGAUGUUUCCGAGAUCUGCUCUCCUUCGGAUGCGUUCAACAUCAUCGUCGGACCAUGAGCGUCAAGAAACUUCACCAGCAAAGCACGAUUUUCUAG